GGUCGCGAAUCAUGGUCUCGUCGCGGCGUCCACUCCACGCUCCAUGGGUUGAUCCGCGCGUGGAAUUCGUGGCCAUCGACUUCCUCGCGCCCGUCGAGGAGAUCAUUGCCCAGCUGAAGCCCAUCUGCGCGCCUGUCACCCAUGCAUACUUCGCCUCGUACGUCCACGACGAUGAUUUCCAUAUUCUGGGGGACAAGGAAGUGCCGCAGUUUCGCAAUUCUAUGGACGUCGUGGAUACAGUAUGUCCUGUCUUGCAGCGCGUGAGUCUGCAGACUGGCGGCAAGUACUAUGGUGUCCAUCUGGGGCCCGUCAAAGUCCCGCUGGACGAAUCGUUCCCUCAGUACGACGACCAGGGGUAUAACUUCUACUACAACCAGGAGGAUUACCUCCGGGAGGUGCAGACGAGACGCCGCUGCUGGUCGUAUAAUGUUAUCCGUCCGAGUGCGAUCAAUGGCUAUGCGCCGCAUGCAAACGGCAUGUCGGAGGCAUUGACGGUCGCGAUUUACAUGCUGAUCUGCCGCGAGCUGGCUCAACCCGCUACCUUCCUGGGCAAUGAGUAUUUCUGGAACUCGAUUGAUGAUAAUUCCUAUGCGCCCAGUUUUGGCGGAUCUGACGGUCUGGGCUUCGAUGCAGGACCACUGCAAGGACCAGGCGCACCGGAGCCCAAUUUUGAGACGGCUAAGAGACAGGCUAAGACGCUACGGAAGGAGAUUGACAUGUUAGAGUGGGCUAAAGACAAGCAGGAGGUGUGGGAUAGUGGCAAGGCCGAGGCCUGCAGCUGGGGUACCUGGGGCUUCUUCGACGGGGCUACGGGGAAGCCCCGGUUGACGUUUUCAUCCAUCAACAGGCAAGGAAGUAUGACUUUCCGCUCGUUCGAGAACGCCCGUGUCCUUCCUUCGCACAAAGCCUUGACGGGAAGAAAGUAA
Messenger RNA from Aspergillus homomorphus CBS 101889, 926 nucleotides. RefSeq lists its product as uncharacterized. Lineage: Eukaryota; Fungi; Ascomycota; Eurotiomycetes; Eurotiales; Aspergillaceae. The record is from RefSeq and is a predicted model, not a curated record. Bases 12 to 926 code for a protein of 304 amino acids. The transcript is spliced from 5 exons.